Molecule: messenger RNA, 333 nt
Organism: Penicillium verrucosum
Lineage: Eukaryota; Fungi; Ascomycota; Eurotiomycetes; Eurotiales; Aspergillaceae
Exons: 3
Coding region: 1-333 (110 amino acids)
Source: RefSeq, a predicted model, not a curated record
AUGACCGCUGAGGAAGAUCCUACACAGCAUUUGCACCGUGAGAUCUUCAACACCCUCCACCAGUAUGCUUUCCUCUGCGCUGUUGCGGGUAAUCAUUCGGCUCUAGUGCCCCUAGGAUCCAUCAAAGACGAUAUCACUACCCUUCUCGGCAACUAUAGCCUUUCACAGAUACAGGUGGAGGUGAUCAAUGGGGACCACUUUUAUGUCCCUACUUUGUUCCCGAUUCGCUCAACAACUGAGCUUGCCAUUGCGUUUCAUCAUCUUAAGGAUGAGAUCGGCUUCUCGACAAGACUCUUGGAACAAAAUGGCAACGGGUUUGAUCCGGUUGAUUAA